Messenger RNA from Polyodon spathula (Mississippi paddlefish), 4397 nucleotides. RefSeq names its product protein ITPRID1-like. The record is from RefSeq and is a predicted model, not a curated record. Bases 313 to 3207 code for a protein of 964 amino acids. The transcript is spliced from 13 exons. Gene Ontology annotation, molecular function: signaling receptor binding. NCBI's taxonomy places the organism in Eukaryota, Metazoa, Chordata, Actinopteri, Acipenseriformes, Polyodontidae.
CAAGGCCCUUUGGCUCGGUACAUUUAAUAGAUGAGACACUCCUUACCAGACGGUAAAGCCCUGUUCUUCGGCUUCUAUUGCUUAAGUUAAACCUCUCUUUUACCUGUUUCAGCUGUACCUCUAAAGAGGUUGGCCAGCGCAGAAGAUGAUCUGGUGUUGGGAGUGGAAGCUUCUUUGUAUGACAAAAACAUAAACCGUAUCACUGUACAAGAAUAUAUAAGAUCUCUAAAACCACAAUCAGAAAAUCCAUCUUUAUCAAGGUGGAACAGUGUGGCCUCAUCCUUUUCAGUUAGUGUUGGAAUCAAAAGUAUAAUGGAUGUUUUGGAUCGCUGGCAGGAUGAUCCAGAAGAGAUUCUGUUAGACCUGGGCUUUGGAGUAGACGAACCUGAUAUUUCUAUCAAAAUUCCUUCAAGGUUUAUAAACUGCCCAUCGAGUGCAGAAGGAAUUAAUAUCAGAGUCUUCCUUGAGGCACAGAAGAUGCGGAUGGAUACUGAGAACCCUGAUUUCUAUAAUCGUUUCCGACAGCUGGAGGUCUUGCAUCAAGUGACCAGUGUCUUUUCAAACCUGUUCAAUAAUGUAAGCAUAAAUACGUCAGGUGUCACUGAACCUCCUGUGACUACCCCAGAGGAGAACAAAGCAUCCAAGCUGAAAGAAAAGAGAAGAAAGUUAGCCACGCUUCUCCGACGAGUCUCCAAACAAACCAUAAGCAUGGAACAGAGCAAGCAACAACCACAGAAAUCAACAAGGCAAUGUCUUCUUGAAAAUGGAUGCCUGUCACCCCUGGAAGAAGAGCAGAAUCCUGCAGUUGAGACACCUCCAGAUUUGCAUCUAGAGAAGGUUGCAGAGAAAGAGAAUCCUCAGACUGCUCCUUUAUCUGGAGUGAUAGGGGGUGAACAUUCACCAGCCUUGGAGUGUUUACCAAGAUUCAGAACAUCCAUAGAGUCUCACCAUAAUGCUGCCAUUUCACUAAAAAGAAAACAUUGUGAUCGACAGGCUCCCGAUUCCUUUGAGAUGGAAGAGAUUGACAGCUUUGACGAGGGCAGUGUUUCAGGGAGCAUUUCAGGACCAGUUACUGAAGUCACUUUAGAAGAUUCUGUCAUAAGAAGAGCAAACAGCUGCCAGUCAGACAGUAGUGGAUUUCUGGAGGAACCAUCAGUGCCUUCUCUUUUACAGAAAGCUACAGCAAUGCCUCUGACUCCAAAGACACUUCAAAAACUGGAUACUAACUGUGUGGACAGCCAGACUACUUUCAGGGGAAACAUGGAUCUCUCAACUUCAGUUCAAGAUCCAGAGCAAGAAUUAGAUUCUGAUGUUUCACAGAAAAAUGGUUUUACAUCAGAUGAUGAAAAUGUAAGAUCUCCAGAACUGGAAUUACAGCAAGAGGAUGACUGUUCUUGUUCCCGUAAUGUAGAAGUUUCCAUAGUUGUAGGAAGUAACACCUCUGUUAUCCAGGAAUACUUGGAGGUUCCAGUACCACUGCAGGGUACAUCACUAGAAGACAGUGGUUUAAGCUUAAAUGAAAGUAACAAAGAGUACUUUAACAAAGAAGUGAGAGUACCAGAACCAAUGGAUGUCAAUGGAAGCCUAAGCAUUGCUUUAGACGAUCAAGGUCUAAAUGUGCAGCUAGAAAUCAUUCCUAAUUUGGACACAAGUAAAAUGGUUAGAUAUCAAGAUGAAGACAUGCAAAUACCAAAUAUGCAACUGGAAUACACCCCAAGUUUGGAUUACAAUACAAAUAUAUUACCACUUCCAUUUGGUGAUAAGUCUGAAAACUCAAUUCAAGAGGUUGAGAAUCUCCCAGUUUUUUCUCAGACUGAAGGCCUACAAGAUUGUCCCAUUAACAUUUUGGGGACCAAUACAAGCCAAAGUGAAGGAUAUAAAACAGAGCUAGAGGUUAUCAACAGUCAUGCUCUUGAAUCUUCCCCUGACAAAAGUGCAUUUAUUAGCACCUUUCAUUCUAUUAGCCAACAAGCAGACUCAAAAACGGAUCAAUGUGAAUUCACAGUCCCUUCUUACAGACCCCAUAAGCUCAAAGAACUUUACCAAAAAUCAAACCCAAACAUUGCCUUAACCAGAUCUGUAUCUGUACAGAUGCCCUCAAACUUAAGGACAACUUUCCAAUACAGUGUGCCCAAAAGACAUAUAGCCAGAGGCCAUUCUUUGGAAAUCAUGUCACAAACACAUCAGCAAGCCAAAACAGAGGCCUUCACGAAAAGGUCAGGGUCUGCUAUUCCACUACUUCACUGUAUGGAUAACAGAAAUGUCUUUGGUCAGACUAUUCUCAAACAUAAGCAAGAUGCUUCCAAACCCUCACUUUCAUGUGAUAGUCAAGGCUACAGCUUCUUGUCCAAUUCUGUAUCAUUGGAUACUGGACUUGUAAAUGAUGAUGGUAACUCUGAUGAGAUGUUUAAUGAUCAUUCCUGUCACCACCACUGCUGCUGUUCUCCAGGUGGCUUUUCUUCACAUGGCUUUUACACUCAGGCAUCUGAUAAAGUUACAGUGGGUCACUUGCAUAAAACCCUAGAGCUACUUCAAUGUGCAAUCCGGAAUGUAGCUGCUUUCCCAUACACAAUUAAUGGAAUCGAAAUCAUCACAAAAUCCUUGAGGACAUUUUGUGAAAGGCUGAUAGAAAUCGAAGAAGAACUUGAUGAUGAGCAGGCUUCAGUUUACAGCAUCCUUUCUGAUUUAGAAAAAGAGGAAGCGAGGCAUGUAAAGGCUUUGUGGAAGGCUGUGAGACAGGAAGUAAACGAGCUGGAGAAUCAACUUGCAGUCCUAGCAUGCCAUUAUGAUGAAGGAAUUCAAAUGGAAAUGCAUAGACUCUUGGAAGUGCAAUCCUGUCUUCUUGCAGAGCUGCAAGUGAAAAGUCUUAUAAACUCUCAAACAACACCUGAUUUAAAAAUCAAGUCUCCUACCAGAAGUAUCUCCACACAGUGUCAGGCAUUACCUGAGGUCUGCUUUGAAAAAAGUGUUGACUCAACUGACACAAUUAGUCCACUCUUAAAAUUGACUUCACAUGGGACAGAGGAUGCAACUUCUAUUGCAGCUGAAAAUCCCACACCUCAGGGGGCAGACUUAAAAGCAAUGUACUCACCCAUAAACGAAACUGUCAAAAAGCAAAAUUCACAGGACAAACGGGACUUUAUGGCCUUCCUACAAAGUUUAAAGAAGUCAUUCAGGACGUCCUUCAACAGUGACACACCACCAUGAAAACCCUUUAUAUGAGAAGAACCACACACAAAAGCUCUCCAGCAGGGCUGGGGAAAAAGCCCACAGUCUGGGUUAACUGGAUAAUCACCAACAAACGACACCCAGAGCUGAGUCCCAUCAAGCCGAAUAACAGAAAGGAUCACCACACUGCUGAAACUGGUGCUUUUGAUGAUCUGUAAACCCGCUGAGAAGCCUUUGUACCCAAGCCUCACGCAGAUGACUUUGCAAUCAGUUUACUUUUUAACCAAUUUUAACUGAUAUGACUGAGAAUGCUCUGAAUCUGAAUUGCCUGUUGACAAAGACCCCUGUCAAACACAUCAGUAAGAGAUAUGAACCAGCAGCUGUUGGUACCAACUGACCACUUUUGACAAAUAUUUGUAAAUUACAUUUAAUGAAGAGAUAUUAAAUUGUAUAACUUGCUACACUGCCCUGUGCAUGUAAUAGUAUAUUUUCAAUUGAUUUAAUUGUAUUACAGAUGCAAGAAGGCUUCUGAGUUUAUUUAUAUAAAAAGAAGGGACUUGGACCCACAAAUAACCUGUGUUUCAGUUGAGAUUCAUAGAAAUAUACAGUAAUAGACUGUGCCUUGCUUUAAAUGAUUGAGUAAUUUGUUAUUGCUUUUGGUCAGUGAAAAUCCAUGUGAAAAUGACCUGGUUAGGUCCCACUUGGUCUUAACUGAAAAAGCUGCAAUCUCUGUGUGAAAGAAAGAGGCAAGCUUAUGUGUACAAAAGUAUUUAUUUUUGAGUUUUGUUCACAGAACUCUUUUGAACACCUUUUUGUUCAUAAAAUGUAUUUGUUUUUUAGACCUUACUGUGUGUCUAGUAAAGUACUAGUAUAAUAAGAAAAGCCAAACAAUUACCUCAACUCAGUUUCUUGUGGCCAUUGCUCAGGGAUAUGGCAACUGUGUUAUACAGGCCCAUUACAUAGUCAAAUGUAAUGAUUAACAAUACUACUGCCUGGUUAGAGAUUUAAUAGGUUUUAGAUUGAAAAGGCUCCAGGUUGCAUUCCUCUUCUGCAAAAGGUGGUAUUUAAAAGACCAACCUGCAUUUAAUGUGUCGAUAGAUACUGUAUAUGUGUACUGACAAAAUUAAAAUGCAUUCCGAAUUGAAUGAGUAAUCAAAUUAUGUAAAAAUAUACUCAGCACAAUAUUGUAAUCAGCAAUGUUUGAUCUCCUGAACAAUAAAAAAAAAAAA